AUGUGCAUCCGAAUCGUCUUCCUCUGUCCUUCCUGCCGAGCUCCUUCGGGCCAGACGACCACGUUGCGGUUGCAUGGUCCCAGCUGCUGGGACCGCGUCCUCGUCGAGCGGCUCAUGCAGUCCCAGCACUUCCAUCCCGGCUGGUACUGCACGACUCCGGACUGCGGUUACAGCAGGGAUAGCCAGGAGCGCGAUGCCAAGGAGAUAAAGCAGAUUCGAUUGAAUCAGGCGCGAAACGACACGAGCAGCGACGCCGACGACGAACUGUACGACACGGAUGAUGAGAGAGAUGAGGCGAUGGAGGACUGCGAGGCAGACACGGACACAAAACCUGCCAAUGCGGAGUCCGGGGGCCUUGUCAACCUACAGCCCGGCCCUUCAAUUUAUUAUCCAUCUGCGAAACCGUGUGUGAAGAGGCGUCAUAAUAACAGUAAGGGUGGCAGCUACCCUGUCAAGACCGAACCCGCGGAUCCAACGACACGUCCCCUGGGCCGAGGGCUCGGUACCCUUCACCAUGGAGCAAAGGGGGUUCGGCGAGACAACCUUGGCACCGCCCGGCCACGACACCGAGGCAGUCGCAUGCCGGUCGGCCUUGACAGCCCGACGAGAGACCGCAUCGGCAAACUGCUUUCGAGAAUUGUGCUCCAUGCGGACGCCCAUCCGGAGAAGUCGAAGUGGCUCGAGGAAGAAGAGGAGCUCCUGGAAAUCCUCCGCGCCCACAAAGUGUCGUACCGUCAAAUUGCCGAGCUGCGAGUGGUAGAGUACAUCAAAUAA
Thermothelomyces thermophilus ATCC 42464 is the source of this 774-nucleotide messenger RNA. RefSeq lists its product as uncharacterized. The coding region runs from base 1 to 774 and encodes 257 amino acids. NCBI's taxonomy places the organism in Eukaryota, Fungi, Ascomycota, Sordariomycetes, Sordariales, Chaetomiaceae. The transcript is spliced from 3 exons. The record is from RefSeq and is a predicted model, not a curated record.